Blepharisma stoltei is the source of this 1755-nucleotide messenger RNA. Lineage: Eukaryota; Ciliophora; Heterotrichea; Heterotrichida; Blepharismidae. The record is from the annotation of a GenBank genome assembly.
AUGUUUAAAGUCGAAUUUAAUGUGGAAUAUUCAAAGUCAAGCAGAGCUAUCUGUAGGGCAUGCGAUAGUAAAAUAUUAAAAGGAGACAUGAGAAUUUAUAUUUAUCACUACGAUGUCCCUAAAUAUUACCAUUUGAAAUGCUAUACUCCAAAAUACAACCAAUAUAUUUGUAAAAAUGACAUCAAAGUUUGUGUAAAUGACGAAGAUUCUAGGAUAUUUGAUAAAUGGCUUAAUGAAUGAAAUAUAAAUUAUGAGCCUCUUGACAAGCCUUAUCAUAUCCCUCCAAAAUUAGAUAAACAAGUAGAAUCAAAGUCUUCUAACUCCCCCCCCUCCGUGAGUGAACAAAACCAUUAGAAAAAUUGCUAUUUUUUGCCCAAAAACCCACCCUCCGUGAGUGAACAAUAAUUUUUUUAUGGUAAAAAAAUUUUGAUAUAUAAAUGAUAAUUAGUAUAAUGAAAUCUAGAGCUAAUUCUGUUUAAUUUUAAACGAAUUUGCUUUUUAAAACAUAAAAUUUUAUAAAUUAAAUUAAUAUUUUGCUUCCAAUUUUUGUGAAUUAGGAUUUUUUUAAAUUUCGAAAAAAAAAAUAUUUUUUAUAAAAUUUAUAUAUAAAUUUUUUUAAAAAAAAAAAAUUAACCCCUCCGUGAGUGAACAAAAUUUUUUUUGUUCACUCACGGAGGGGGGGGGGGGAGUAAAUAUAAAAGGGCAUGAAUAGAAGUAUUCCGAUUUAUUUCGCCGCGAGAAACCUCAUAUACGCUUUCUUUGGUAUGCAAGGAGUUUUAUCAUAUCACUUGAGAUGAAGAGCUUUGGCAAUUUUAUUAUUCAAAUCAAUAUAAAAAUCCUAUUGAACAAUCUAAUAGCUGGAAAGACCAAUACAUGCUGGCAACUCUCCACUCUUGCGCAGAAUGUCUUAUCUACUUAGACGAAAAUAACUUCCAUAAAUGUCCAUUAUUGAAAAAACCUAUUUGUGAUAAAUGCCUGGGAACUCCUAACUCCCCCCCCCCCCCUCCGUGAGCGAACAAAAAAAUUUUGUUCACUCACGGAGGGGGGUUAAUUUUUUUUUUUUAAAAAAAAUUUAUAUAUAAAUUUUAUAAAAAAUAUUUUUUUCGAAAUUUAAAAAAAUCCUAAUUUGCAAAAAUUGGGAAGCAAAUAUUAAUUUAAUUUGCAAAAUUUAUGUUUUAAAACGCAAUUUGUUUAAAAUUAAACAGAAUUAGCUCUAGAUUUCAUUAUACUAAUUAUCACUUAUAUAUCAAAAUUUUUUUUUUCCAUUAAAAUUUUUUCUAUUAAAAAAAUUUUUGUUCGCUCACGGAGGGUGGGUUUUUUGGUCAAAAAAAAUGGUGAUUUUUCUAAUGGUUUUGUUCGCUCACGGAGGGGGGGGGGGGGGGGGGGAGUAAGUAUAAAAUAUUAGAUAAAUCAGAUAUCAGAUACCAGUACAAAAUAAAUCCAAAUGUCUUAAAUUUAAAAUUUUGUAAUGGCUUUUGUGGAACAAAACAAACUUAUUUUUUCAUGAUUAAAAAAGCGCUAAUUGAGUAUCGCAAUCAAAAUAAACAAAGAAUAUUAAAAAAAUUUGAAAAUAAGUCAGAGCAUGCUGAAAUAAAAGAAAUUGUUGACUCGAUUGAUGUUGAAAACAUGAAUGAAAAUAUCCUACAGGAUAUAAAAUUGAUAAAAAAUCGUUUUUAUAAUUGCUUUGAUAAAAUUUUUAAAUAUAUUUGAUACAAAAAAGGAGGUUUAAAAGAAAUCGUGCCUUUAAUCAGAUAA